This is a messenger RNA of Alnus glutinosa, 1389 nucleotides long. RefSeq lists its product as uncharacterized. NCBI's taxonomy places the organism in Eukaryota, Viridiplantae, Streptophyta, Magnoliopsida, Fagales, Betulaceae. The record is from RefSeq and is a predicted model, not a curated record. The transcript has 2 exons. Bases 50 to 568 code for a protein of 172 amino acids.
ACCAUCAUUUUGAUUAUAAAUAAAAAGUUGCUAAAGUGGAAGAAAAUCCAUGGCUUGCAAAUGCAUUAGAAAACUUGUGGUAGUGAUGAUGGAGUUGCUUAUCUUGUUUUUCCUAAAAGUGCAAGCUAAUAACCUUGCCCAUACCUCUUUUCGUCCCUCUUCACAUCCCAUCCAGCUUUCUUAUUUCUCUAAACUUUAUAAAGUUCAAAAUAAUAUCCUUGCACCUACCUCUUUUUCUCCCUCUCCAUUGCCCAUCCUCUAUCAUCACUCCACUGAACUUGAUGAAGUUCAAGAAACCAUGCGCACAUGCGUUGACAAGAAAAUGAGAGUUUGUGAAGAAACACAUCCAUAUGACACCAUGAAAUUUAAAUCUUGUAUAGUUAUUGGUCAUAUUGAUUGCUUGCUUAAACAUCCCCAUAUAUCGCCUCUGAAAUAUUAUUUAUGCGCAGUUGAUUGCUUUGAGCAUCCAACAGUUAUGAUGUCAUGUAUCAAAGAAUGUCAUGAAAAGCAUUUGAAGGACCAAGAUGUCGUUUCUGCACAGAAUCCCAAGCAUAAGAUGAUGAGUUAAGGAACUAGACUAGAGGGUUGUAAGUAUUUCUAAAAUACUUAAUCAUAGCUUUUUAUAAUGUCAUGAUCAUGGAUUUGUUUAUUUGGUUGUGCAUGUGAUUUUACAUAUUUUAUAUUUCUAAUUAAACUGCUUAAUAACGAGCUUGUAGGCAAAGGGGGUUAUAGGCCAGUGGUGGGACCAUCAGAUCCCGGUUGAACCUAAUAAAUAACCUGACGCUGGGACCUUUGGCUUCCAGUAACAAACAACUAAGCGUUAAGUGAGGGGACGGUAAUCCCUGGUGAACUCGCUAACGUCGGACCUAUGGAUUCACGAACGAGUGGAGUGUAAGAAAGAUUAUUAUAAUUAAGACACUGCAUUAAAACUGUCACGUUACUGCUUUAUCUUUAUGUUUAUAUUCUCUUCAUGCCUGCAGAACAUGAAUUGGAUAUACAUAUAAUCAUAGAGUUACAUAUUCAUUGUGUUGCAUUUCAUAAAUAAGUGCAUAUUCAUUAUAUUAAUAUUGAAAGCAGUAGACUGACCCAUAUAUUUAUAUAUGGGCGGUAGUCCAUUAUACAGGUACAAAGGUUAUUAAAAUAAAUUAUUGGAUUAUGUUAGCAUCGAAGAGUUAAAGCUUUUAUUUAUGUAACUGAUGAUUCUCAUGUAUUGUUUGUAUUCUUUUGGAAAGUUGUAUACUUAGAGGAAUACUUGUAUUUGAUAGAUUUUUCAUGUAUGUUUUUAGUGUCAUCUGGGACACUUAUUUCAAUGUAUAGUUGAACGAUUUUAGAAUGAAUGUCUAGUAGUGUUUCAAUCAGCUCAAUGUGUUAUGAUUCCUAAAUUGUAAA